ACGCGGCCCGGUGUUGACACUUCCGGGUGGGACCAAAGUGAGGCGGCUGGGCAGGGGCUGGUAGCUCCGGCGGCAACCAUGGCGUAUAACGGCCUCACGGUGCCUCUCAUCGUAAUGAGCGUGUUCUGGGGCUUCGUCGGCUUCUGCGUGCCCUGGUUCAUUCCUAAGGGUCCCAACCGGGGAGUUAUCAUCACCAUGCUGGUAACCUGUUCAGUUUGCUGCUAUCUCUUUUGGCUGAUUGCAAUUCUGGCCCAACUCAACCCUCUCUUUGGACCACAGUUGAAAAAUGAAACCAUCUGGUACCUCAAGUAUCAUUGGCCUUAAGGAGGAAGACCUGCUCUCCAGUGCGCCAUCAUUGAGGUCACGAAGAGAAUUCCUCCAGAUGCAAAAUCAACUCCAAACCCAGACCACCUUCUUUGACUCACCUCUUUUGGCCGUCAGCUGCCUUAAAUAUUCACACCAUGUUUGAAUAUCUUAUUCUACAAUGCAGUAUUUUUCCUGUCACCUUUUUUACGUUUUGACGAAUUAUGUGCCUACUUAACCUAAACUGUGCUGACUCUGUAAAGUGUUUAUGCACUCUUCUGAGAUAGAAGGUGCUAUUCUUCUGAGAAAUACAUUGCUGUCUCCUUGGAACCUGUGAAUUUGAAGAUGACUCCUGCCUGGUCACAACAUGGGAAUCAGCAAAGUGUUUAACUGUCACAAGACAGAAUCCAGUGGGGCAAUCAGUAGGAGAGCGUGUUCAGAGGGGCUGUCGGACCCAACAGAAUUGCACCAAAGUAUAUUUUCAGGAUGACUUUCUUAUUUCUGCCAUCUACUGGAAUAAAUUAUUUUUCUCUGUGGAAA
This is a messenger RNA of Zalophus californianus (California sea lion), 843 nucleotides long. It is a transcript of the gene ATP6V0E1, whose product is annotated as ATPase H+ transporting V0 subunit e1. NCBI's taxonomy places the organism in Eukaryota, Metazoa, Chordata, Mammalia, Carnivora, Otariidae. Gene Ontology annotation, biological process: proton transmembrane transport. The record is from RefSeq and is a predicted model, not a curated record. The transcript has 4 exons. Bases 79 to 324 code for a protein of 81 amino acids. Gene Ontology annotation, molecular function: proton-transporting ATPase activity, rotational mechanism. Gene Ontology annotation, cellular component: proton-transporting V-type ATPase, V0 domain.